CCUCUGCGAGCGCAAGGUGCUUCCCCAUGUUCCCGCCCAUUACCCGGAAUACGGAGAGAAACAUUUCUCUGAUGCUACGAAUUCCCGGGAAAACACCAGCUCCCAUAUUGCACCAAUCUUCACUCCCUCCCCACCCUUCUGCGCUGUUAUCUUUCUGAAUGAAUAAUCAGCCAAUCAGCCAUUUGAUCUUGUCUGGGAGCAAGCGUUAUGACGGUUCGAUUUUUGCUGAAUUCAGAAGUUCGUAGUGUUAUUCUCAUUUUUCCUGUCUUCGUUUGCUUUCUUCCAGGAGCCUUUUCAUCUGGAACUGUUACACUGACGUCGAUUCAAAUUUUUAAAACUCAUGAAUGGCUAAGUGCAAAACCAACAAUUUAUUUUCAAUGUCAAGGGGAGAACAAGACAAUUUUACCGGAUGUGACGGAAGCACACCACAUAUAUGUUUUCAAGGGUGAAGAAUCCUGGCAGCCCCUGACUGAACUUGCAGAUAAGAAAUGUAAGAGAUGUGGGUUGUAUGAGAAAGACAUCAUAAAAGCAGAUGCGAUUUUUGAUGAGUGGGAACUUUGUCCUUCUGAUUUUAUGGCUCCUGAUGGGAAUUAUGUGCAUUCCAAAGACAAAGAAUUCAAUGCUACAUUUUUAUGUAGCCAGUGUGUUGAAACUGACAAAGUUGUUGCAGGAAAAGGAAUAAAUGUGGUUUGGGUGAUAAUGAUCAGUGUGUUGGUUUCUGUUGCAUCCAUCCUUGGUGCUGUAGCUGCUUAUAAAUACUGGAGGAGAAAAAAGAGAGAACACGAUCAGGCACGCUUUCUAAAGCUCUUUGAUGAGGGUGAUGACAUUGAAGAUGAAAUCGGUAUUGGAGAUAUGAUAUAAGAAAUCAUAUCCUGUCUGACAUUAUUUCGGCUUUACUGCCCUGUUUAUAUUGGUAGUUGCCUUGUGUAAAAUGAGUAGCAGAGUCUAGAGAUAUGAUAUAAGAAAUCAUAUCCUGUCUGACAUUAUUUGGGCUUUAUUGCCCUGUUUAUAUUGGUAGUUGCUUUGUGUAAAAUGAGUAGCAGAGUCUA
Nelumbo nucifera (sacred lotus) is the source of this 1049-nucleotide messenger RNA. RefSeq lists its product as uncharacterized. Lineage: Eukaryota; Viridiplantae; Streptophyta; Magnoliopsida; Proteales; Nelumbonaceae. The record is from RefSeq and is a predicted model, not a curated record.